Molecule: messenger RNA, 648 nt
Organism: Colletotrichum navitas
Lineage: Eukaryota; Fungi; Ascomycota; Sordariomycetes; Glomerellales; Glomerellaceae
Exons: 1
Coding region: 190-540 (116 amino acids)
Source: RefSeq, a predicted model, not a curated record
AUGUCAAGAAGGCCUGCUGCCGACGAGCGUGAUGUAUUGGCCAAGCACAGCGCAGCGUAGCUGACACUUUACUGUGUAGGCCGGAGGUUCAGCCCUUUAGUAUGUCGAUCUUUACAAUUCAAUAUCGAAUGAGGUAUAAGAAACCGACUCCCAACGCUGGGGUCCCCUUAACCGGCAGCAACCCAAUUAAUGAAUCCGUCCUUACGUAUUUUGCUUUUUCUUGGCUACGAGUUGUUGGCGGCGGCUGCUUUACUAUGUAGUAAACAAAACAUAAGCCGGCGUUGUGAUGCCGGAUAUGUGUCGUACCCGCCGAUCCUACCCUGCACCCGCGGGUACUACUUAGCACACCAUGGUCCACUUCGAAAGGGACGUUUGCCUGAGUCAAUAGCGCAUCGCACGCCAAACUUACAAAGACGAAUACUACCUCGGAAAGACGGCGGUGACAAAGUCAGGCAACCUGGUGGUAUACGCCGGUGUUUUAAAUUACGACGCGUCUUUGGUGUAACUGCCGUCCUCCACGGCGCCCCUGACUCUCCGUAGGCCUUCGGGACUGUGCCUAUAUCGGAACGCGCAGGUUAGAUUUCGUCGGGUCCUGGGCUCUUAUUAAAUGUACAUGCUUCCUGCCAUCAACAGCAUGCAGUCUCUUUG